Molecule: messenger RNA, 6801 nt
Organism: Gracilinanus agilis (Agile Gracile Mouse Opossum)
Lineage: Eukaryota; Metazoa; Chordata; Mammalia; Didelphimorphia; Didelphidae
Gene: DLG5
Product: discs large MAGUK scaffold protein 5
Exons: 31
Coding region: 1-4830 (1609 amino acids)
Biological process (GO): regulation of apoptotic process
Molecular function (GO): protein binding
Source: RefSeq, a predicted model, not a curated record
AUGGAGCCCAAGCACCGGGAGCUGCUUGCCCAUUGUCAGCAGAGCCUGGCUCAGGCCAUGACUGAGGUGGAAGCCGUCCUGGGGCUGCUGGAAGCGGCCGGAGCCUUGAGUGCCGGGGACCGAAGGCAGUUGGAAGAGGAGACUGCGGCUACUGGAGGGGCUGGGGGCCCCGGGGCUAAGGCGGAGCUGCUGCUCAAACUCCUGCUCUCUAAGGAUCGAGACCACUUCCAGGACCUUCGCGUGGCCCUGGAGAAAACCCAGCCUCACCUGCUCCCCAUCCUUUACCUGAACGGAGUGGCUGGGGCCCCGCAGCCCUCGGAGGGGGCAGGAUCCACUUACAGUGUCUUGUCCAUCAUGCCCUCGGAUUCAGAGAGCAGCAGUUCCCUCAGCAGUGUGGGCACGACUGGAAAGGCGUCCUCUCCUCCACCCCCCAGCACAGACAGCAGGCAGGCGAAUGAGAAAGUGGAGAGCCUUUUGGUUCAAUUGAGGCUGAUCACCCGAGAGAGGGAUGAGUUGAGGAAGCGUCUGGCCUUGUCAUCGCCUGGUUCAACUUUUGACGACUGCAGGCCCUACCACAAGCUGAAUCCUGACUAUGAGAGGCUCAAGAUUCAGUGCAUGAGGGCCAUGUCGGAUCUACAGUCCCUCCAGAACCAGCACACUAAGACCCUGAAGAGAUGUGAGGAGGUCGCCAAAGAGGCUGACUUUUACCACACUCUCCACAACAGACUCCUGAGUGACCAGGCCCAGCUGAAGGAGGAUGUAGACACGCUGAGGAGGGAGAAUGGCCAGCUGCUGAGGGAACGGAACCACUUGCAGCAGUCCUGUGAAGACAUGAAACGGCUUCGAGAAGAGGACCAGAAGGAGAUUACUGACCUCCGGGCCCAGCAGCAGCAGGUUUUGAAGGAGAAUGGGUCAUCGGAGAUCCUCAACACACUGUAUGACACAGCCAUGGGCAAGCUGGAGGGACUGAAGAAGGACUACGAUGGGCUGAGAAAGCGGUACAAUGAGAAGGUCGCUAACCACAACACUGACCUGAGUCGGCUGGAGCAGAUGGAGGAGGAGAACAGGCGCCUGCAGAAGCAGACAGACACACUGGUGAAACAGAGAGACACGUCCAUCCACUUCCAGCAACAGUACUCCUUAUCCCUGAGGCGGUUUGAGUCAAUGCAGCAGGACCUGAACAAGGCAACGGUCCAGAACAAGGAACUUCAGCGGGAAAUGGAGCGCCUUCAGUCGGAGGUGACCCGGCUGAGGUCCAUGCAGCUGAAGGCUCUGAAGGAUGCAGAGAAGUACAAGGAGGAACGCGAUUCCGUCUUUAAUGAGUAUCAGCUCAUCAUGAGCGAGCGGGACCAGGUCAUCAAAGAGCUGGACAAACUUCAGACGGAGCUGGAACUGGCUGAGUCCAAAUUGAAAAAUACCACCUCUGAGAAGAGGGUGGCCAGUGAAGAGAUGGAAGCUCUGAGACAGAUACAGGAUUCAGCCACCCUGGACAUUGAGCGAGCCAACAAAGAGAUCGAAAUGCUCCGGAAGCAGUAUGAAGCCAUGUCCCAGGAGCUCAAGGAAGCCAUCCAAGAGGCAGAAGUGGCAAAAUGUAGGCGAGAUUGGGCCUUCCAGGAGCGAGACAAGAUUGUGGCAGAAAGGGAGAGUAUACGGACCUUGUGUGACAACCUCCGGCGUGAGAGGGACCGGGCAGUGAGUGACCUGGCUGAAGCCUUGCGCAACCUGGAUGACAUGAGGAAGCAGAAGAAUGAUGCUGGCAGAGAGCUAAAGGAGUUGAAGGAAAAGAUGGAGAACCAGCUGGAGAAGGAAGCCCGUUUCCGGCAGCUGAUGGCUCAUAGUUCCCAUGAUUCAGCCAUUGAUACGGAUUCUAUGGAGUGGGAAACGGAAAUAGUAGAGUUUGAAAAGGACAGAGAGGAUAUGGAUUUGAAGGCACUUGGAUUUGAUGUGGCAGAAGGUGUGAAUGAACCUUAUCUCCCUGGGGACUGUGGCAUUUUUGUCACUAAAGUAGACAAGGGAAGCAUUGCAGAUGGUCGGUUAAGGGUGAAUGAUUGGCUGCUCAGAAUCAAUGACGUGGACCUUACCAACAAGGACAAAAAGCAGGUGGUCAAGGCUGUCCUCAGUGGUGGAGGGGUCAUCAACAUGGUGGUCCGGAGAAGGAAGUCCCUGGGAGGGAAAGUGAUAACGCCUCUUCACAUUAACCUGGCCGGACACAAAGAGAGUGGCAUCAGCCUCGAGAACGGUGUGUUUGCUGCUGCUGUUGUUCCCGGAAGCCCUGCUGCUAAAGAAGGGUCCCUUACAGCGGGAGACAGGAUUAUUGCCAUUAAUGGCAUUGCACUAGAUAACAAGUCUCUGACUGAAUGUGAAUCCCUACUCCGGAAUUGCCGGGAUUCCCUGACCCUCUCACUUAUGAAGGCACAGAAAUACACUCCAGCCCCUGAUGAACACUUCACUCCAGAGCUCCAGGAGUGGAUCCCGUAUUCCCCGAAGCGUUCCUCUAGGCACAGCGAUGGCUUCGUCCCUAUUUACUCUGGUGGAGUAUCUGCAGGCACUGUUCCAAGGAAUUUAGCCCCAUGCCCUGCAGUGACAGCCAUCAUGAGGAACCCUAUCUACACGGCGUGGAGCCAUCGAGUUCACCCCAACAGCUGCCAGUCUGCUGCUGGUCAGAUGCACCAUCAGCACUUGCAUCCCAGUGCACAACACCAAGGCCGCCUGAGCCUGGACCUGAGUCACAAGCACUCCAGCGACUACUCAGACACCUCAAGGACGAGAACCUCUCAUGGGUCCAACUCAUUACCAUCUAGUGCCCGACUUGGAUCUUCAAGUAACUUGCAGUUUCGGACAGAACGCAUCAAAAUUCCCUUAACACCAAGAUACCCUCGAUCUGUCAUGGGCUCUGACAGAGGGUCCUUGUCACACUCUGAAUGCAGUAGCCCUAGCCUGAUUACUCCUCCCCAGUCACCCUUGAACCUAGAGACCUCAUCUUUCGCCAGUAGCCAGUCCCAGAGCUCUCUCUCCACGCUGCCCAGGAUCGCUAUCAGCCCAGCAUCGAUAGGGGAGCGAAGGAAGGACAGGCCUUACAUGGAGGAGCCUCGCCAUGUCAAAGUGCAAAAAGGUUCAGAGCCACUGGGAAUUUCCAUAGUGAGUGGGGAAAAUGGCGGCAUCUUCGUUUCAAAAGUAACCGGAGGAAGCAUUGCUCAUCAAGCUGGUCUAGAGUAUGGAGAUCAGUUACUGGAGUUCAAUGGCAUUAACUUGAGAAAUGCCACAGAGCAACAGGCCCGGCUGAUCAUUGGUCAGCAGUGUGACACCAUCACUAUCCUGGCCCAGUAUAACCCACACAUGUAUCAGCUUGGCAACCACUCGAGGUCCAGCUCUCGACUGGAUCCUGUGAGCACUCAUUCCAAUCCUCAGGGCAGUGGGUCUGCCACUCCAGACAGCCAUUCCAUCAUUGACACAGUGAGUGAGCAGGAUGAGGGGACCAUAACGCCAACAUCCAAGCAGACCACCCCUACCACCAGCCCACGGAAUUCCAUCAGGGUCCUGGCAGAUUCCAAUAAAAGACCCCCAGAACCUCGAGUUGUCAUCAUCAAAAAGACCCAGGUGGAACUCGGUGUGCAGAUAUGUGGAGGGAACCUACAUGGGGUGUUUGUGGCUGAUGUGGAGGAUGAUAGCCCUGCCAGUGGUCCUGAUGGUCUUGUGCCAGGGGACCUUAUACUGGAGUAUGGUUCUGUGGACAUGAGGGAUAAAACAGCUGAGGAAGCCUACCUUGAGAUGCUGAAACCUGGAGAGAAUAUUCGUGUCAAGGUGCAAUAUCGCCUGGAGGACUUCAACAAGGUCAAGGACGUUCCAGGGGAUGGAUUCUACAUUAGGGCUCUGUAUGACCGUCUGGCAGAAGUGGAUCAGGAGCUGAGCUUCAAGAAGGAUGACAUCCUCUAUAUUGAUGACACCCUUCCCCAGGGGACGUUUGGCUGUUGGAUGGCAUGGCAGCUUGAUGAGAAUGCCCAGAAACUGGAAAGAGGCCAGAUCCCCAGCAAAUACAUCAUGGACCAGGAGGUCUCCCGGAGGCACAGCAUGUCUGAAGUCAAAGAUGAAAACAGCUCCUCAAAGACGUUGUCGGCUGCUGCACGGAGGUCCUUCUUUCGAAGAAAACAAAAGCAUAAACGGAAUGGAUCUAAGGAUAGCAAAGACUUGUUGGCUCUGGACACCAUCAGCACAGACUCCAUUCCCUUCCUCGAGGAUUCGGUCAGCCUAGCUUAUCAGCGGGUGCAGAAGGUGGAUUGUACUUCUCCAAGGCCUGUUUUGAUCCUAGGACCUUUACUUGAUGCUGUGAAGGACAUGCUAGUGAAGGAGGCUCCUGGGAAGUUUUGCAGAUGUCCUCUGGAGGUGAUGAAGGCAUCCCAACAAGCCAUCGAGCGAGGGGUCAAAGAUUGCCUGUUCAUUGACUAUAAAAGGAGAAGCGGCCAUUUCGACGUGACUACUGUAGCAUCAAUAAAGGAGAUAACAGAUAAGGACUGCCACUGUCUCCUGGACAUCGGUCCACACGCCAUCGAGCGGCUGCAUAGCAUUCACAUCUACCCCAUCGUCAUCUUCAUCCGCUAUAAGAAUGCUAAACAGAUCAAAGAACAGAGAGACCCUAUCUUCCUGAGGGACAAAGUCACACAGAGACAUUCCAAAGAACAAUUUGAGACAGCUCAGAAGAUAGAACAGGAAUACAGCAAGUAUUUCACAGGUAUCGUCCAGGGAGGAGCCCUUGCUAACAUUUGCACUCAGAUCUUGACAACUGUAGAUGAAGAACAGAAUAAAGUCCUGUGGAUCCCAGCCUGCCCGCUCUAGACAGACAUUUUGCUGUGAAAUGCAGAACAUAUUCUUCCAAUGUAAAUAGGUGGCCAGACUUUAAGUAUAUAUAUUCAGACAGUUCUUCAUGAAGGGGAUUGAGACACUAAAGUGGAAAACCAAAAACACCUGCUCAAAUGGCUGAAUGAGACCGAAGCUUGGCCAGCGGAAUUAAUUUCUCUCUCGUUUGUUCAAUUUUCCUUUUUUUUUUUUUUUAAAAAAAAAGAGAGAAAGAGAGAAAGACUUGUAAUAUGAUGGGGGUACAAGGUAGACCAGCCUUUUUUUUUUUUUUUUUUUUUUUUUUUUAUUUUAGCCAGCAGAUUAUCAAUGCUGCAGAACGAACCUUCUAGAUUCACAAGUUUACAAACCUUUUCUAAGUAUUUGGUUGUUUAUGUUUACUUGAAUGUCCUUGUGUCGUCGUGACCUGUUGCCUUCUUGGCCCUUUUUCUCCCGCUGUCUUCAUCUCCUAUUCUUGUAUUUCUCUUAUCCAGUCUGUCUUUUUUUUUUUUUUUAAUGCUUAUUCUCAGUGAAGCUACACUCUGGAAUAGAAGGGAGAGGGCACUCCAAGAGGGGGGCAGUCUGGGUGGGAUCAGGGAAGCAGGGAUUUGGUGGGCUUUGGAAACCUUGGUGGAAAUUCUCCUGGAAGCUCUGGAAUCGAAUUUGGGGUAAGUUUGCGGGUGAUCCUUUUGCCUAUUUAAGGUGGCAGAAUCAGUGCCCAUUUUGGAUGUGUAUUUGGCAGUGGAGAAGCCUCUCCUGUCCUUUGGAAUUAUUUUAAAUUCAUCUGGUUGAAAACGCUUCUCUCUGCCCUUCUCUCCUCCACUCUCCCUGCAUAGAUUUCAUAUUUAAAGACCAUAAUAUGAUCUGAUCAUUCUGAACUUAAUUUGUUAAGUAAUAAAAUAAUCAGUUUGGCUUUGGGGACUGGUGGUAGUGGGAGGAGGGAGAAAGCCAGGCAGUUAAGUCAGUCCAGUGCAUGCCGUUCUGUCGUUUUUUAAAGUCUGUAAAUAUCAAUAGCUUUUACUAGUGCAAUUUCGCAGGGUAUUUCUUCAUUCUUUGUUCUUCAGUGUGUAGCAGUCGCAUAAUCUCAUUUUGUUUUGUUUGAAGGAAAAUUUUGUUAUGAAAAUGGUCACAGUUUGGGGCUUUGGAUCAAAAAGCCUUUGGUGUAGUGUUCGCACUGUCUGGAAUCAGUAAAUAAAAACCAAGGGGUUUUUUAUUUGUUUGUUUUUGGCAUCGCUUGCAACAUGCAGUCACACUGUGUACCCAGCUCUGUGAUAAAACACCAUCUUGGAUUUGUUUUUGCACUUUGGGAGCUUAAUUAGCCCUGGAAGAAGAUUGUGUGUCCCUCCUCCAUCAACUAUGCGUUGUCUUUGUAGGUACUGUAUUCUCUUUGGGUUAUCCCAGUUUAAUUUGAAGAGGCUUUAUGGACUGUUCUUUACAUUUCAUUUUUCUAACAAGAAGUCUUAAAAAUUUUUUUUUUUAGUACUAGACUACAGGUUGUAGUUUUGUGUUUAUUUGCGUUUUUUAAAAAAAAUUAAAUAAAAAAGGGAUUUUUUUUCUUGCACAGUUCCUCAAAAGAAAGAACUAUAUCAGUCCUGAAUAUUGUUCCUUGUUUUACAGGUACACAUUUUCUAGCUCAAACUACUUAAAAAAGCAAAAAUAUAUAUAAAAAAAAAAAGUUAAAAAAAAACACCUUAACUGUAGAUUAUGUAUUGAUGCAUUACCUAAACUAAAUAGUUUUCAUAUUGAGGGGUAGCAGGGUUUUUUCUUUGUUUGUUUGUUUGUUUGUUUUGGUGUUUUGUUUUUUCUUCCCCUGAGUUGUGGAUAGAGUUGGACUUUGGUACGAUUAAAACAGACAGGUACUGUUCUGACCAGGAUUUUCUGUACUAAAAAAAAAAAAAAUGUCACUUUGUAUAAAAAAAAACCAAAAAGUUAAAAACACUGAUUAGUAUGAUAAAUAAAGGUCAAUUUCUGUAA